CCGCCAUAAUACCAAAGAAGAAGAAGUAGCUAGCUAGGCUAACUACAUCAGUGGUGCUGUGUCACAUUUUCGUGAAGCGUUGCCAUCCACACCUUUUUGCCAAGACUGAGCUCUAGGACCAGACAUGGCACGUGGUCAUCAAAAAGUCCAGUCUCAGCAGAAGAAUGCCAAGAAGCAAGCCGAGGCCAAGAAGGCCAAAGGACAUGACCAGAAGACGGCCGCCAAGGCAGCUUUAGUGCACACCUGCGGUGUCUGCCUGUCACAGAUGCCGGACCCCAAAACCUUCAAGCAGCAUUUUGAGAGUAAACACCCCAAGUCCCCCAUGCCCCCAGAGCUGGUCGAUGUAGACUCUGGCAUCUGAACCGGACUCCCACUGAAGAUCCCAGCUAUGGUCCUUGUUUAAGGCAAACUGUCAAUGCAGAAAACAAACCUCUCUCUCUCUCUCUCUCUCUCUCAUCCACACCUUCAUACAGAAAACAAACCCCUCUCAUUAAAUACCUAAUGUCUCUUUGUUGGUCUCUUUCAUCCUAGUUUUCAGUUUGUCCCUGUGGAAACCUAGAAAUGUAUUUUAGUUUAUAAAUCAAUGUUGGGUAGAAACGAGCAGAUUUACAAUCCCAGUUGUGAAAGAUUGAGAUUGUAGAUAAUCCCUAAUCUGGUGUUCUUUAGGUUUGUUACAUUCUUCUCUUCUAUCUCUAAUCGAUGCUUUGUUUUUGGCUGAUCAAACCGAUAAUUCUUGACAGCGAAGUUCCAAGCUGAAACAUGUUGUGACUUGUUUUCUAAUUAACAUCAAACUCCUCAACAUAAUUUGUACGCUUGGAAAACGCAUUCAUGCCCCAAUGAUGUAAUAUAACAUUCAAUAAAGUUGGCUUUGUUUAUUA
Messenger RNA from Coregonus clupeaformis (lake whitefish), 878 nucleotides. RefSeq names its product zinc finger protein 706. Bases 125 to 361 code for a protein of 78 amino acids. Lineage: Eukaryota; Metazoa; Chordata; Actinopteri; Salmoniformes; Salmonidae. The record is from RefSeq and is a predicted model, not a curated record. The transcript is spliced from 3 exons.